AUGCAGCGCGUGAGUGCCCAUGGCCAUCCAGCAGGCCGCACUGGAUUAUCCGCCUCCCUCCAUUCGACUGCCGCCCCUACCUCGGGGUUUUUUGGGCCCAAUGCUCAACCGCAGUCGCGUGGAGGCCUUGUCAUGGUGCAGGGAGCUCCCACAGGGGUCCCUGUAGUGGCAUCUAUGGGUCAGGGACCCCCAACAAUGCAUGCAGAUGCCUUCUCCGAACGCCCAGCAACGGCAAGAUCUGCAAGUGGGAGCUUGAGGACCAGUGUGAACGCGAAUGCGAUUACAAGCGGCCCACCUACAGCAGCAGCAACCAUAACAACGGCGGAAACUCCAAGGCUACCUCAGAGUGCCCCUCUGGCGAUGCCGGUGGCUGUGCUGCCGCAGCGGGUUCCUUCUAGACGGGGAGAGGUACCGAUAGCCCCCCGGGAAGAAGUGGGAGCCCUUCUGCCGGAAUUUCAGUUUACCGACAGGCCCUCGUGGCUGCGGCGUGCGCUGGUUAUCCUUAUUAUGGCAUGUGUCUCCCCCUCUCUUCUUAAGGAGGAUCCUUUUCCUCCUCUCAGGCAGAUUAUCUCGAGACAAGCCCCUUUUCGCGGAGGCGGCUAG
Eimeria maxima is the source of this 603-nucleotide messenger RNA. RefSeq lists its product as hypothetical. Bases 1 to 603 code for a protein of 200 amino acids. Lineage: Eukaryota; Apicomplexa; Conoidasida; Eucoccidiorida; Eimeriidae. The record is from RefSeq and is a predicted model, not a curated record. The transcript has a single exon.